GCGGGACCGUUAAAUUUGAAACUUGGCGGCCGGGCGUGAGGGCUUGAGGUGGCUGGUUCGCGAGAGAGUCAGGUGCGUGGUUUUUUCGGGAGCGCCCUCCGGUCGCUUCAGUACCUCGAAGGGUAGGUUGCAGAAGGAGGCCCAGGCGGUCUGCGGCCCUGAAGAAAGGCCCGUGGCAGGACGAGGCCCUGAGCCGGGAAUGCAGGAUGGCGGAGAUGCAGAAGGAAAGUGGUGCUCCGAGUGAAGUCAUGUCCUUGGAGGGAGAUGAAUGGGAGCUGAGUAAAGAAAACGUCCAACCUUUAAGGCAGGGGCGGAUCAUGUCCACACUUCAGGGAGCACUGGCACAGCAAGAAUCUGCCUGUAACACUACUCUUCAGCAACAGAAACGGGCAUUUGAAUCUGAAAUUCGAUUUUAUGCUGGAAAUGACCCUCUGGAUGUUUGGGAUAGGUAUAUUAACUGGACAGAGCAGAACUAUCCUCAGGGCGGGAAGGAGAGUAAUAUGUCAACAUUAUUAGAAAGAGCUGUAGAAGCACUACAAGGAGAAAAACGAUAUUAUAAUGAUCCUCGAUUUCUUAGUCUCUGGCUUAAGCUGGGGCAUUUAUGCAAUGAACCUUUGGAUAUGUACAGUUAUUUACAUAACCAAGGAAUUGGCAUUUCACUUGCUCAGUUCUAUAUCUCAUGGGCUGAAGAAUAUGAAGCUAGAGAAAACUUUAAGAAAGCAGAUAUGAUAUUUCAGGAAGGGAUUCAACAGAAGGCUGAACCACUGGAAAGACUGCAGUCCCAGCACCGACAAUUCCAAGCUCGAGUGUCUCGGCAAACUCUGUUGGCACUUGAGAAAGAAGAGGAGGAAGAAGUUUUUGGAUCUUCUGUACCACAACGAAGCACAUUGGCUGAACUAAAAAGCAAAGGGAAAAAGACAGCAAGAGCUCCAAUCAGCCGUGUAGGAGGUGCUCUCAAGGCUCCAAGGCAGAACAGAGGACUCCAAAAUCCAGUUCCUCAACAGAUGCAAAGUAAUUCUAGAAUUACUGUUUUUGAUGAAAAUGCUGAUGAACCUUCUAGAGCGGAGUCAUCUAGGCCUACAGGGCAGCCAUGGAUAGCACCUCCUGUGUCCAGGGCCAAAGAGAAUGAGCUGCAAGCUGGCCCAUGGAACUCAGGCAGGCCUUUGGAAUACAGGCCUCGUGGCAAUACAGCUUCUAUGACAGCUGUACCCUCUAUGCUUCCCAGUUUUACUCCAUAUGUGGAAGAGACUGCACAACAGCCAGUUAUGACACCAUGUAAAAUUGAACCCAGUAUAAACCACAUUCUAAGCACAAGAAAGCCUGGAAAGGAAGAAGGAGAUCUCCUGCAAAGAGUUCAAAGUCUUCAGCAAGAGUCUGAGGAGAAGAAAGAGAAAAUGAUGUAUUGUAAGGAGAAGAUUUAUGCAGGAGUGGGGGAGUUCUCCUUUGAAGAGAUCCGGGCUGAGGUUUUCCGCAAGAAAUUAAAAGAGCAAAGAGAAGCUGAGCUACUGACCAGUGCAGAGAAGAGAGCAGAAAUGCAGAAGCAGAUUGAAGAGAUGGAGAAGAAGCUAAAAGAAAUCCAAACUACUCAGCAAGAAAGAGCAAGUGAUCAGCAAGAAGAGAAGAUGUCUACAAAGGAGACAGCUGAACUGCGAAUCGUUUCAGAGUCUCAGGAAAUACCAGGAAUGGCUCUAUGCAAUUCUGUUUGCCUAGUAAACUCUUGUGCCAGGGAAACUUCACUUGCAGAAAACAUUUGGCAAGAACAGCCUCAUUCUAAAAGUUCCAGUGUAUCUUUCUCCAUAUUUGAUGAAUUUCUUCUUUCAGAAAAAAAGACUAUCAGUCCUUCUACAGAUCCCCCACGGGUUUUAGCCCAACGAAGACCCCUUGCAAUUCUCAAAACUUCAGAAAGUAUCACCUCAAAUGAGGAUGUAUCUCCAGAUGUUUGUGAUGAAUUUACAGGAAUUGAGCCCUUGAGUGAGGAUGCUAUUAUCACAGGUUUCAGGAAUGUAACUAUUUGUCCUAACCCAGAAGACACUUGUGACUUCGCUAGAGCAGCUCAUUUUGCAUCCACUCCUUUUCAUGAGAUAAUAUCCUUGAAGGAUCUCCCUUCUGAUCCUGAGAGACUGUUGCAGGAAGAGGACCUAGAUGUGAAGACUUCUGAGGACCAGCAAACUGCUUGUGGCACUAUCUACAAUCCAACUCUCAGCAUCAAGAAGCUGAGCCCAAUUAUUGAAGAUAGCCGUGAAGCCACACACUCCUCUGGGUUCUCUGGAUCUUCUGCCUCAGUUACAAGCACCUCCUCCAUCAAAUGUCUUCAAAUUCCUGAGAAACUGGAGCUCACUAGUGAGACUGCAGACAGCCCUACUCAGUCACCCUGGUGUUCACAGUAUCGCAGACAACUACUAAAAUCCCUACCAGAGCUGAGUACCUCUACAGAGUUUUUUGUAGAAGAUAGACCAAUGCCUAAUUUGGAAAUAGAGAAGGAAAUUGAAUUAGAUAAUGAGGAUUAUUGCAUUAAACAACAAUACCUGAUAUGUGAAGACUACAGAUUAUUCUGGGUGACGCCAAGAAACUCUGCAGAGUUAACCAUAAUAAAGGUAUCUUCUCAACCUGUCCCAUGGGAUUUUUAUAUCAACUUCAAGUUAAAGGAACGUUUAAAUGAGGAAUGUGAUAAUUUGUGUAUCUGUUAUCAGUAUCAAGAUGGCUAUAUCGUUUGGCACCAAUAUAUAAACUGCUUCACCCUUCAGGAUCUUCUUCAAUACAGUGAAUUUAUUACCCAUGAAAUGACAGUGUUGAUUAUUUAUAACCUCUUGACAAUGAUGGAGAAACUACACAAAGCAGAAAUAGUCCAUGGUGACUUGAGUCCAAGGAGUCUGAUUCUUAGAAACAGAAUCCACGAUCCCUAUGAUUGUAAUAAGAACAGUCAAGCUUUGAAGAUAGUGGACUUCUCCUACAGUGUUGACCUUAGGGCACAGCUAGAUGUUUUUAACCUCAGCGGCUUUCGGACUGUACAGAUCCUGGAAGGACAAAAGAUCCUGGCUAACUGUUCUUCUCCCUACCAGGUAGAUCUGUUUGGUAUAGCAGAUUUAGCACAUUUAUUAUUGUUCAAGGAACACCUGCAGGUCUUCUGGGAUGGGUCCCUCUGGAGACUUAGCCAAAAUAUUUCUGAGCUAAAAGGUGGUGAACUGUGGAAUAAAUUCUUUGUGCGGAUUCUGAAUGCCAGUGAUGAGUCCACAGUGUCUGUUCUGAGGGAACUUGCAGCAGAAAUGAAUGGGGUGUUUGACACCACAUUCCAAAGUCACCUGAACAAAGCUUUAUGGAAGGUAGGGAAAUUAAUCAGUCCUGGGGCUUUCCUCUUCCAGCAAGAUAGGCAGUCAAGUCUCUAGCACAUUCCUGCCUAAAACCAAUGGUGGUACCGUGGAACACUGGACCUGUAUAUGCUAUGAUUUAAUUUAGGUAUACUACUAACACUUUUCUGCUUUUUGGUAGAAGUAUAUUUCUAGGUAACUGGCUUUUUCUACUCAACAAGGUACCUCCUCUUGGCCUUGUCUAACUUUAACAAAGAACUGUUUUAUUCUAAAUGGAUUCCAUAUUAAUGGGCACCUUGUCAUUUAAUGCAUUUGUCUCAACUUUUCCUUGUGCUUUUCCUGUUUGUAAUUUGUGACCUGUACCCUUAUGAUCACUAUGUAUUUUGUAAAUAAUAAAAUAGUAUUUGUUAAAUAUGUGCGUCUAACAUCUCAUCUACUUUUUGCUAACUAAGGUAAUAAAUGGCCUGAUUUUGCAGACAAGAGCUACUUUACCAUGGAAAUGUAUAUAUUCUAGACUUGGAACUGUUAUGAUAGGAUCGUAACGAGACAGAAUAGCCAACCAUUCCUUUAGGUGUUCCUGACCUUCCACUAAAUGGUCUAGAUUGAAAAGCAGAUAAAAUGGAUUACACAAGGCCAAAUUUUCUUAAAUUUCAAGGGGCAAAAUUGUUUGUUUUCAUUAUAUUUUAAUGUUUUCAUUUUUUAUCCACCAAGCCCUUUGGUCUACAUAUAUAAUCUAGCAGUGCUGCUGCUACUCGGUCUCUUGAUUAGGGCUGUGCGAGUUAGAGAAGAAAAGGUUUUGAAUGGACUUUAGCAACCUUUCAGAAAUGGAAUAAUUACCAUUCUGUUACAUGCAAAAUGACUUGGUAGGGGCGCGGUUAAUGAAGGAAUAGAAGGAGAUUAUGUUGUUUGGAAGAUUUGAAAAGGCAGAAUUUUAGAAUAAAAAGAUGACUUUGAAGCAUGGAAUCAUUUGGGAGAGAAUAGGUCUAAAUGAAGUAUUAGACUGCUAAACAGAAGCAUGAAUUACACUAGGUCUUGGUUAUAGGGAAGGAAAUUGGUAGAAAAGGGCAAUGAAAAUUAACUAUUCCAUAUCUAAAUAUCAAAAUUAUCAAAUGUGCCUCUAUGCUGGUGCCUGAUUUUUUUUUUUCACUCUAGUUGUCACUGUUACUGCUCUAAGAUUGCUGGAAAGCAGAAGAUUCUAAGUAUAUCUCAGCUAAAAAUAUUUAAGCAUAUAUAGUUAAAGCACUGAAACAUGACUUGGCUCUGAAGGAUAAUCAACUUAGAAAUUUUUUGCUCUUAACCAAAAUAUGAUUUUUCAAACAUUUUCAUGUUUGCUUCUCAUACAACUAAGGAUAUGAAAUUAUAUAUCUGUAUCUUUUAUGUAAUCGAACCCAUCUACCCCUCUGCUCUCCUCUCCUCACUUCUCAAUCCACCUCUUUGACACAUAAAGUCAUUUGAGGCUGGAUGGUAAAUUUAGAUUCUUUCUCAACAUAGGCUUAGCUACCAUUUAGUGAAUUUUUCAGCAACCUUGACAGCAAGACUGACAAACUACUGCUCUAUGGAUAAAGCUUUGAUUCUGAAAGUCCACUCUGAGGAGAGGGAGGAAAAUCUGAGGAAGCUAAUUUAUUAGAGAACUUGCAACUAUUUUGCUACCUCUUCCUCCUUUCCCCAUCCCCUCCAAUCCUGACCUUUCUUUGUAGAAGGGAGAAAAUAAUACCUGACCAAUUAGGACCUAUGAUGUCUUUGUUUUCUCUUUGCCUGAGCAUUAAACCACAAAGCGGGCACAUUUCCAUUUUCCUUAUAUUUUAUGUUGUUUGUCUUGGGAGAAGGAAGCGGAAGCCUCUAUUUGUUGGCUGAAGCUUCAAAUGGUUCUUAUUUCUUGUCUCACUAAGGCAGAAAUAGCAUAUCGAUAGACCUGAGAAAAAGAACAUAGCUGAAAAGACAGGAUCUUCACUUUUGUUUGAAAAGAGACCAUGGAAUAUAUAGUGCCUCACCAUUCACAAAGUGUACAUCCACU
Molecule: messenger RNA, 5319 nt
Organism: Kogia breviceps (pygmy sperm whale)
Lineage: Eukaryota; Metazoa; Chordata; Mammalia; Artiodactyla; Physeteridae
Gene: BUB1B
Product: BUB1 mitotic checkpoint serine/threonine kinase B
Biological process (GO): meiotic sister chromatid cohesion, centromeric; mitotic spindle assembly checkpoint signaling; protein phosphorylation
Cellular component (GO): nucleus
Molecular function (GO): protein kinase activity; ATP binding
Source: RefSeq, a predicted model, not a curated record